Ylistrum balloti is the source of this 1722-nucleotide messenger RNA. RefSeq names its product flavin-containing monooxygenase 5-like. The transcript is spliced from 7 exons. Lineage: Eukaryota; Metazoa; Mollusca; Bivalvia; Pectinida; Pectinidae. The record is from RefSeq and is a predicted model, not a curated record. Gene Ontology annotation, molecular function: NADP binding; flavin adenine dinucleotide binding; N,N-dimethylaniline monooxygenase activity. Bases 15 to 1613 code for a protein of 532 amino acids.
CGAUCGGUAUCAGAAUGAAGAAGGUGGCCAUUAUAGGUGCGGGUGCUAGUGGACUACCAGCCAUUAAGUCAUGUUUAGAAGAAGGAAUGCAACCUAUAUGUUUCGAAAAAUCCAACCAACUCGGUGGUCUUUGGAAUUACACAAGUGAGGUUCUGGAAGAUCAACCGUGUGUUAUGCGUUCCACUGUGAUCAACACAAGUAAAGAGAUGCUCAGUUACAGCGACUUCCCUGUACCCAAGGACUACGCUAUGUUCAUGCAUCAUUCAUACGUACUGAAGUACCUCCACUUAUACGCGAAACAGUUCGACCUCGCUAAAUACAUCCGAUUGCAAACCCAGGUCGAGUCUGUUGUGAUGGCGAAAGAUUUUGAGACCACUGGCCGAUGGGAUCUUACUGUCAAGGAUAUACAAACUGGUGAAGAAUCCACCAUGACUUACGACGCUGUAAUGGUGUGCACUGGUCAACAUACAUACAAAUACACUCCCGAAUUUCCUGACAUGGAAAAUUUUGAUGGUCGAAUAAUGCAUUCUCAUGAUUACAGAGACUCUCGCGGAUACGACAACCAAAAAGUGAUUGUAGUUGGUGUGGGAAACUCUGGAGUAGACACUGCCGUAGAUCUGAGUCGAUCAUCCAAAAAGGUGUAUCUGAGUACCAGGCGUGGGUGCUGGGUAUCCAAGAGGAUAGCGAGCAAUGGUGUUCCAAAUGAUAUGAACAGCUACAGAAGGUGCAUGUUGGCUAUUAAAAAAUAUAUUCCAACAGGUAUACUGGAGUGGAUAAUGAUACAGCAGAGUAACCAACAAUUCGACCACAAGGUUUAUUCCCUGAAACCCGAGCACGGCUACUUCUCUCAGCACCCAACGAUAAACGACGACCUUCCCAAUCGAAUCGCUAGCGGUUCUAUCAUUGUUAAGCCAAAUAUCAGUCGUUUCCUUAAAAAUGGGGUGGAAUUCGAAGAUGGAACAACAGAAAAUGAUAUAGACACCAUCGUUCUGGCAACUGGAUACAAGUACAACUUCCCUUUUCUCGACAAGUCUCUGGUUGAAGUCAAGGACAAUCGAGUUGAUCUCUACAAACACCUGUUCCCGACAAAUCUGAAACACAACACAUUGGCCGUGGUCGGCAUUAUGCAGCAGAUUGGAGCAGUGUUUCCUAUUUCUGAGCUCCAAUGUCGACUCUCUGCUAGAGUGUUUAAGGGGGAUAUCCAACUGCCCUCUAGAAGUGAAAUGUGGAAUGACAUCAAUAGGAAACGAGACGUCAUGAAUAAGCGAUUUGUCCAAUCAAAUCGGUACACAAUGAAGGUAGAUUGUGUGCCAUAUAUGGAUGAGCUUGCAGAGCUUCAUGGAUCAAAGCCGAAUUUAUGCCGUAUCGCUAGGUCUGACCCGAGCCUGGCGCUCCAAUGUUUCUUCGGUCCCUGUACUCCUUAUCAGUUCCGAUUAGAAGGUCCAUGUAAAUGGAAUGGAGCUCGGGAAGCUAUACUGAAACAAUGGGAUCGAACUUGGCAUCCAAUGAAGACUCGACCGACAGGUCCAUAUUCUUGGAAGGAGACUCCCAACACCUACUUAUACACAACAGUGUGUCUGUUAAUCGCCUUCAUACUGAUUUUCGUAUUUUGAUGAAGGCUUGUCUGGAGACUAUGCAUUCAAUAUUUGCUAUAUCCCAGUAGAGUGACCAAUAAGAUAUCUAUUUGUGUGCUAACAGUAUUAAAUGAAAUAUUUGAUCGUA